This is a messenger RNA of Somion occarium, 1212 nucleotides long. NCBI's taxonomy places the organism in Eukaryota, Fungi, Basidiomycota, Agaricomycetes, Polyporales, Cerrenaceae. The record is from the annotation of a GenBank genome assembly.
GCGGCACGCUCUUGAACACGAUCGUCCACCACGGCCAAUCGACAUUAUACACCUUUCGCUCAGGUUGCAGCAUCGAUUCCUGUACAAGUACCAUCCUUCGUGGAUGCAAUCAUGGCUGCAGCAACGUCCAUUCCGCAACACAAAAUUAGUGAAUCGCCGAACUCUCGUACCAUUGAGAUCGGCGACUGGCGUAUAACUGCCCAAACGAACCCUAUCUCAAAUGCUGGUGAAUGUGGUGCAUUGCAAGCCGUUCUCACAGGGAUGCCCCUUCCCGAAAUGACUUUCGGUAAUAAUUCGUUGGAGUUAGAGCAUAUACCCAGUCAGUGGAAAUACAGCUUUAGAGCGCAGGAUGCCUUGAAAGCUGUAAAAUUCGGCGAGCUCCAGGAGGGCGAUGGAGGUGUGAAGGUAGGGUACUCGGAAGCCUGGUUGAGGAGCCGCACAGGCCCAUUGACCGAUUUGCCAAUGCCAAAGACAAUGACUACCAAGCCCUAUGAUUGGACCUACACCACGACUUAUUCUGGGCACCAAGAAUCCUCAGAUAUCUCAUGGCAAGCCGCCGAUUCUGACAAUACUUCGCACACAAUACCACUGGCCGAACUAACUCGUCAGGAUCCGAUAUUAUUCUACGCCGAGAUUCCUCUCUUCGAGGACGAACUUCACGAUAAUGGCGCGUCACAUCUUCUGGUACGAGUACGGGUUAUGCCUACAUGUCUCUUCAUUCUAUUGAGAUUCACUCUGAGAGUGGACAAUGUUCUCUUCCGGACAUUUGAUUCACGGAUAUAUCACUCUUUCUCGUCCGAGCCCCCUCUCGUUGUACGAGAAAUUAGUGGCUGGGAGGCCCCUUACGAUCGGGUUAAACGGGUAUGUUUUUGGUUUUGUCGUGCACACGUCCCGACUGAUUGUCACCGGAUCGUAGCAACUGCCUAAGAGAGAUGACCUUACGCCGAUGACCGAUCCAAACUGGAUCGCUAAGGUACUUACUGGCAUGCCUUCUGAGGUAACUCAGCGAGCUGGUGCGGGGACGAAGUGGAGAGGAUUGGGAACAAAGCUUGAAAUUGCAGUGCUAAAGCCUUGAUGCGUAAAAGAUGUACACUAGUUUGAUGAUUUCGGACCCAGAGUAGAAUUAUUGUAUAUGUUUGUGAACUUGGGGCGACUAUUGUCUCCCUACGGUACAGUAGAGGCUGGAAAUGAGCAAGUCAUGUUAUUCAACGU